Messenger RNA from Cordyceps fumosorosea ARSEF 2679, 558 nucleotides. RefSeq names its product Target SNARE coiled-coil domain protein. The record is from RefSeq and is a predicted model, not a curated record. The coding region runs from base 1 to 558 and encodes 185 amino acids. Gene Ontology annotation, biological process: endoplasmic reticulum to Golgi vesicle-mediated transport. Lineage: Eukaryota; Fungi; Ascomycota; Sordariomycetes; Hypocreales; Cordycipitaceae. The transcript has 3 exons.
AUGGCGCAAAGGUUCGGCGGCCUCCACCAGCGCGACUCCCGCAGCGCCCUCUUCGAGGGCUACUCGGGCGGCGGCAGCGACGCGAGCAGACGAAACGGCGGCAACCCCGCGGGAGGCGGCUACGGAUACCACGGCGGCAGCAGCCACGGCGGCAGCCCCUCGCCGUACAACAGCUACAGCGCGUACGGCAACUCGAGCCUGGGUCCCGGCGGCGGCGGUCCCGCGGGGGGGUACAGGUCGGCGACGCCCAACCAGAAAGGGCAGUACAGCGACGCGGUGCUCAACGAGCUGGAGAGCCAGAACGACGCGCAGGUCGCGGGCAUCCUGGGCAAGGUGCGGACGUUGAAGGACAUGUCGGUAGCGAUUGGCGACGAGAUUCGAGACUCCUCGGCGCUGGCGGAGAAGAUGAACGACACGUUUGACCGGACGAGGGUGCGGCUGCGCGGGACGAUGAACAGGAUGCUGGUGAUGGCGCAGCGCUCGGGCAUACCGUGGAAGGUGUGGCUGCUGUUCUUCCUGGCCGUGGUGAUGAUCUUUACGUACGUCUGGCUGUUCUAG